Leptinotarsa decemlineata (Colorado potato beetle) is the source of this 777-nucleotide messenger RNA. RefSeq names its product CD151 antigen. Lineage: Eukaryota; Metazoa; Arthropoda; Insecta; Coleoptera; Chrysomelidae. The record is from RefSeq and is a predicted model, not a curated record. Gene Ontology annotation, cellular component: plasma membrane.
UUGGAUAAUCACAUGUACACAUCGACAGCUUGUUUAUUCCUUGCUACGGGAUGCCUAGUCAUUUUUGUUUUCUUCGUAGGCUGCUGUGCCAUACCCAAACACUGGACGAAAAUCUUGUUUUGUUAUAUUAUUUUAUUAGUAGCCAUAUUUCUCUUCGAAACCCUGAUUGCUGUUCUGGCGUUCAUUUUCCAAGAAACCUUCAAAGAUGAUAUGAACCUGAAUUCAAUUUCAACGAUGGUCGAAACUUACAAAUUCGAUGAAAGUAAAACAGCGUCUAUCGACUACAUUCAAGAAAACUUGCAUUGUUGUGGAGCUGUAAAUUAUUUGGAUUGGGAGAAGCGUAGCCCAUGGGUUCAGAAUGAAACUGUUACCAACAAAGUACCUGAUUCUUGCUGUAAGACAAUUACACUUGGAUGCGGAAAAAGAGAUCACCCUUCAAAUAUAAAUCCAGAGGGUUGCAUGGAAAUAAUCGUCCAGAAGAUCCAGAGCAACUUCUGGCUAAUCUGCGCUGUAACCUUGGGAGUAGGAGUAGUUCAUGUCGUCGGAAUCGUAUUUAGCAUCGUGCUGUUUCUGAAAUUGGAACGAAGAAAGUUGGACGGGAACUACAGUCCUAGAAAUGGACAAGAAGCCUUGCUUCCGGAAAAUAGGUACAUGUAACAAAAUGGGUCUUUUUCGUGAGGUUUUUAACGCAAGAUAAUAAUCACGCCAGUGACGACUGCACCAUACUUCCACAUUCUGUGUAAUUUUUGUAAAUAAAUUCGAUAACAAUGAAACAAA